AUGACCGCCCUCUUUAUGGACCUGUCAUCCCGCACGCCUUCCUUGCCAGCAACCACCCCGUCACAACCCCCGACUAUCGGCCUGGACUACGCCAAGUAUAAGGGAGUGUCGCUGGACAACGGCGUGGAUCAAUACCUAGGAAUGCGGUUUGCGAGGCCGCCGUUGGGCGACUUGCGGUUCCGUGCACCCCAGGAUCCGGAGCACUACAGCGAGGUGCAGAGCGCGACAGAGUUCGGGUCUAUCUGUGUUGGUGUCGGGCAAUCUGUUCGCGACAAUCUCGCAGAGGACUGUCUGUUUGUUAAUGUCUGGAAGCCAACCAACGCUUCCAUGGAAUCCAACCUCCCUGUGUGGUUGUUCAUUCAAGGGGGUGGGUACGCCGAUAACACAAAUUCCAACUAUAACGGCACCAAGGUUGUGGAGAAAUCAGGGCACAAUAUUGUCUUCGUCAACUUCAACUAUCGCGUCGGCGUCUUGGGAUUCCUGGCCAGCGAAGAAAUCCGUCAGAACGGCGACCUCAAUGCUGGUCUGCUCGACCAGCGCAAAGUCCUCAGCUGGGUGCAGAAGUACAUCCACAAGUUUGGAGGGAACCCUGAACAUGUGGUCCUCCACGGCGAUUCAGCUGGAGCUGGCUCCGUCGCUCACCAUCUUACCGCGUAUGGCGGCCAUGACUCGAACCUGUUUGUGGGUGCGGUGGCCGAGUCUCCUUUCUGGCCGACUCAACGGACAGUGCCAGAGAUGGCAUUCCAAUACGAGCUCUUUGUCAACGAUACCGGCUGUAAUGCAUCCGCGGAUGCCCUGUCCUGUCUACGCUCCACCGAUAUCGCCACGAUCCAGAAGUAUAACGUUAAGAGGCCCUUUCCCGGCGGGAGCGACUCUCCCCUUCCACUGUGGUACUUCCUCCCAGUGGUAGACGGCGCCCUCGUCCCUGACCGUCUAUCCAGCCUCUUCGAACAAGAUAAGAUGAUUCACGUGCCCCUCAUCGUGACAGACGACACCAACGAAGGCACACCCUUUGGCUAUAACGCCGCUAACUCUGCCGAAGUGGCUCAGUUCAUAAAGAAUAAUUAUCCGGGCCUGGACGAGAACCAUCUCAGCGAGAUCAAGGAGGCAUACCCGAAGCUCGACCCCCUUAACAAGCAUAAAGCAUACUUCCCCUCCGCAUCCAGAGCCUAUGGCGAAUCAACAUUUAUCUGCCCGGGGAACUUGAUGGCAGCGGCUAUGUCGAAACACUUUUCCCCAGAACAAGUCUGGAACUACCGAUUCAACGUCCGCGGUCCAGCCGAGGCCGCGAAUGGCAUGGGUGUACCGCACGUCUUCGAGAUACCUUCUAUUUUCGGGCUAGGACAGACCAACGAGAACGAGUAUUCAUUUGCCACCAUUAAUGCGAAUAUCAUUCCGGUCACGAUGAAUUACUACCUCAGUUUCAUCCAGGAACUGAAUCCGAACACUCUCCGCCUGCCGCGGGCGCCUAUUUGGGAUCCUUGGGGGUCUGGGACGCCCCAGCGAUUGAAGUUGCAGACGAACUCAUCCGAGAUGGAGGAUGUUCCCCGGGAACAGCUGGAGAGAUGUUCGAUGUGGGCCAAGUUUUCGGCGGCCAUGCAGCAUUGA
Messenger RNA from Aspergillus versicolor CBS 583.65, 1608 nucleotides. RefSeq lists its product as uncharacterized. The transcript has 2 exons. The record is from RefSeq and is a predicted model, not a curated record. NCBI's taxonomy places the organism in Eukaryota, Fungi, Ascomycota, Eurotiomycetes, Eurotiales, Aspergillaceae. Gene Ontology annotation, molecular function: carboxylic ester hydrolase activity. Bases 1 to 1608 code for a protein of 535 amino acids.